AUGCGGGCGGUCUAUCCCGUGGCGACCAAAGACAUUUUCCGUGUUGGGCUUAUACUGGGAACGGUCUCGAGUCUAGGCGCGGUGCUGUGCGCCUGGCAAGGUAUAAAGACGAAGCGCGAUGAUGGAAACGAUGAACGUAGCAGUGAUCAUGAGCUCGAACUUGUCGCGGAAGUUCGAAGAGAGGAUAAAUAA
Penicillium hordei is the source of this 192-nucleotide messenger RNA. RefSeq lists its product as uncharacterized. The record is from RefSeq and is a predicted model, not a curated record. Bases 1 to 192 code for a protein of 63 amino acids. Lineage: Eukaryota; Fungi; Ascomycota; Eurotiomycetes; Eurotiales; Aspergillaceae. The transcript has a single exon.